UUUCUUCUCACAGUCCAAUUUCUCGUCGUGCAUCUCACAUAAAAAGCUCCAAGGUUCAACUGCUACAAGGUUCACUUGGAGAGGCAGAGGAGGGGGACUUUUCUUUUCCACUGCCAGACUCACGUGGAUCGCUGAACAUCUCAUAAUGGAUUGGAAAAGACCUCUACUUUGCCGUGUUGCAUGGUCGGUUUUGCUCUGCUUUGCUCUGGUUUGUCCGUCUGCUCAGAUACAUCCAAAGUGUUGGCGUGACAGACACACUCAGAAGACACGGAGCACAAAAAAGUUCUGCAAUCCCUCCUUCAGCAACCAAACAGCAGGUGCUGUUACUCAGAAGUGCGGCUCUGGCUCCUACAGGGAGUGGACCGGGCCGUCCAGGGGCCAGUGUGUGCCGUGUGGCUGCAACGGACUCUCCAAAGAGUGUGAUGAGCAGACGGGGGACUGUGUGAACUGUCAGUUCAACGCGGCCGGGGACCGCUGCGAACGGUGCAAAGAGGGUUACUAUGGAAACGUAGGAGACAGGACCUGCCGUGGCUGCCCAUGUCCCUUCACAUGGAACAAUUUUGCCAUGGCCUGUCUGGACAUUGGCUCAGGUGUGGUCGACUGCCUGUGUAAACGUGGUUACAGUGGAUCCAGAUGUGAGAGAUGUGCACAUGGUUACUACGGCAAUCCAUUGGUGCCUGGAGGCAGCUGCGAACCCUGCAACAGGGGGGAUCGCAUCGUCAACCUAUGUGAUACUGUAACUGGAGACUGUGAUGGGUGCACUUUUUCUCUACUGGUUGACUCUGAGAAACUGGACGACGGUCUGACUCGGCUGAAGCAGCAGCUGUGGAACAUCAGUCUUGACUCGGGUUCACACUCAAUGCUGAACAACCUGGAGGCUAACACCUCCGACGCCAAGCUUCAGGUUGGGAGCCACAGCUCUGCUGUGAGACACCUGGGCCCAAAGCUCGAACAGCAGGAGGCAGAUGUGAACCUUGUCGGGGACGACUUGAGUCAACUGAUUGACGAGAGUCUUCAGUCAGAAUCAGAUCUGGCAAAGGUUUUGCAGAAUGUGAAUGGAACAAAGGUCGAUUAUCUUCUUCCUGAGGCGGAAUCUCUCCUCACAAUGAUACAAGAUUUGAUGAAGUGGCUAUUUGAGUUGAGGCCUGGAGGAUCCAUCACUCUCUCGGAAAGAGUCAGGAUGAUGGAGGAGGCUCAGCACAUCGUGCAGGAAAUGAGGGAGAGAGGCUGCUCUGCUCAGAGAGACAGCGCUGGCAGAGAGCAGGAGGAGGCCCACAGAGCGCUGGACAACAUAACGGUUCAUGCACUGAGUCAGUCUGCGGACUCUUCUCUGAGGGAGAUGGCUGAGCUGCUGUCAUCAGCAGCGGACGGAGUCAACAGGACGCAGAGCCUUAACCGGAAGAGCCGUGUGACUCUACAACAUCUGCAGAUGAAGAGGGAACGGAGCGCACUCCUCCCCGUGUCCGAAACGACUAAAGAUCUGCUGGAAAAUAUUACAGACAUCUUCUUGAUGCUCGAGGAAAUUAAAAAACAAUUUGAGAAUCACGCGGCUCAGCUGGACGGAGCCAGAGGGGAACUCCGCAAGAAGUCUAAUGACAUCUUCCAAACGAAGGCCAGGGUGGAUGUUGUCAACAAGGCCAUGGAGCACGCAGAGCAGUUCAACAGAGCAGCAGCAGAAUUCCAACAAGUACUUCAUAAUGCUAAUUACAGCAACGAACUGCUCAGUGUGCGGAGUAAAGAAGCUCAUAACAGAGUCAUUAAUGCCAUAGAAAAGGCAGAGACGGCAGCAAAUCAGUCCAGAGAGGCUGCUGAUCAAACCUUAAAGCACGUUACGGAGGGAGGUCUGGUCGACGGGGCCGAAGGACUCAAAGAAAAUUCAACCCGUUUGCAAACAGAAGCCCCCCACAUUCAGAGUGACCAUAAGAUGCUUUCACAUGCGGUGAACGGCCACAAAGGCCGUGUGAAGAUGCAAAAGGGGAAAAGUGCAUCGCUGAGGAUGGGCAUCUCGACCGUCACCGGAGACCUCCAAACGAUCAGAGGAGACGACACCAAAGUCCUGAUAGAGUCGGCGAAAACGGCGGCCUCUGCGUCUAACCACACAGUCAGAGAUCUGACGGAGAGACUGAGGAAUAUCAGCCAGGAAGUGGAAGGAAUGACUCUGACCAGUGUCGGUGCGAAUAUGGGCAAUAUGUUAAGCGAUGUGGAAAACACAUUGAAGAAAUUUAAAACAGCCUUCCCUGUGUUGACAACCAACCUCCAACAAGUUGAGGCCCUGAAAAGGAAAGCGCCUCCUAGUGCCAACAUGACAGAAAGCAUCCAGAGAAUCAAGGAUGUGAUAGAGGAGACAAGAAACUUUGUGAACAGGCUCUCCAUUGCCACAACGUUCAAUGGCAAAGGUCACGUUGAGCUUCGUCCUCCGAGGAACCUCGAAGACGUGAAAGCGUUUACAGCUGUCGACCUGCUGCUCAAUCGCCAUCGAAACAAUCCCUACGAGGCCGAUCGCAGACGAAAGCAACGACGGGACAAACACAGAGAUGUCGAUCUCUUUGUUUUCUACUUGGGCAACAAGAAUGCUUCUGGAGACUACAUCGGCAUGGCUAUCAGAGACGGUGUGUUGGUUUGCGUCUACAAGUUGGGUGGAGUUGUCCACGAGGUGGAAACCAGCCAGAUAACGACAACCGCCAGUGUGAACGCCUCCGACUUCGACAGGGUGACCUUUCACAGAGUUUACCAAGAUGCUGAGGUCAACAUCAUAAAGAACUUCACGUCUCAGAGGCCCACCAGGCUCGCUCCUCAUCGCAACCUUCCAAACACCAUGAGCGGCGUCCUCGACCUGGAUCCAGACACUGUUGUUUUCUACGUGGGUGGAUAUCCCGACGACUUUGUGCCUCCGUUGGAGCUGCGUUACUCCGGGUACAGAGGAGCGAUGAAACUCUCCUACAUCAACGACCGUCCUGUUUGCCUGUUCAACUACAAACAUGCAGUCAACAUGGACGCAAAGCAGCCUCACCUUACGAUUCCGGAGGUGUCGGAGGUGUCCGAUUACUACGACGGAACAGGUUACCGCAUGGCCUUCGUAAAGGGGCCGGCCAAGAAGAAGAAGAGAUUCUUCAAAUUUCACACAAACAGCAGAGAGACAGACGCCUUGUUGUUCUACAUUGGAAAUGAAGAGUCUUUUUUCUGUGUGUUUGUGGAGAGAGGCUUCCUGGUGCUUCGGGGACAACAAGCGGGUCGAGAGCUCAGAGCUCGGAGCGCUGAGAGAGUGUCUCUCUCUGACAAACUCUUUACAGUCACUGCAGCGGAGCGAUUUGUUGUCUACUAUGGACGACAGCAAAUCUCCACAGAUCACGUUCAUACAAACUACAUGAGUUAUUACGUCGGGGGUCUACCUGCACAGCUCAGGCAGAGGUAACAGCACAGACGCACGCGGCAUUCCCACCCUCCAGCUCCUCGGAUUGUCCCUCAUUGCACUGGUUUCUGUCCGCCGCGUGUCUCCACA
Messenger RNA from Scophthalmus maximus (turbot), 3499 nucleotides. Its product is annotated as laminin subunit alpha-3. Bases 146 to 3412 code for a protein of 1088 amino acids. Gene Ontology annotation, cellular component: basement membrane. The record is from RefSeq and is a predicted model, not a curated record. Gene Ontology annotation, molecular function: extracellular matrix structural constituent. Lineage: Eukaryota; Metazoa; Chordata; Actinopteri; Pleuronectiformes; Scophthalmidae. The transcript is spliced from 24 exons. Gene Ontology annotation, biological process: cell adhesion; axon guidance.